AAGUGGUGUGUUAGAUUCAGAGGAGGACGUUUUUGCUAGUUGUGGAUUGUUGUUUGUACUUCUGGAUUGGGCCUCAGAUUGCAAACCAUGCUCUCAACUUCGAGCCCCGGUCUCAGCACCCAGCUCCUCCUCAUCCUUGUCCCCGACUUCCAUCCCAGAAGACGUCUUCUUUAGCAGUUCACCGGAGGACAAGAGAAAUUUCUUGACUGAGAGCAACGAGUGCAGCAGUGAAGAGGACCUUUUAGACCUCUGCUCUUCUCUGAGAGAUUCAGAAUAUUUCAGAGACCUGCAACUUGGAUCCAUUGAACCACUAGACACACGACAUCCGGUUUUAAUUGCACCUGUUUCUGCCCCUUUGGUACCUCCAGCAUCCACACCAGAAAGUGGAUCUAGGCAGAAUUCCACAGAGUUCAACAACCAUCAACUUUUCCAGACAGACGACACUGUGAUUUCCACUGGAGGGGACGCCAUGGAUCGCUUGGUUGCUAUCAGAAACUCAGAACAGAAGGAAUUCCAGGAUUAUCCGGAAUCCGAUCAAGAUGAGGACUCAGACACGGAUAACUUUCCUAUAUUAGUUAGAUCCAUGUCCACGUCACGUAGACACAGCUGGGAAGUGCCAGUGUCACCGAUUGACCUGGGAAGAAGGUUCAGUCUAGACACUAACGGAAUUGACAGUGAUGGGGAAAGAGAGGUCCACUGUUUGGCCAAAAGUCCCCAUCUACCAUCUUCCUCCUUCUCCGAAAGCUCGGUGGAAGAAACCACUAGCGCUGUGGAAAGUGAAAUCCCCGAAACACCAAAGCCAACCACGCCAGCAAAGACAAUAUAUUCCAGAUCUGAUAUCGUUGCGACUGAUGAAAAAUCCCAAGCAGACAGAGUCUCCCACAUACUGGAGACUUCUAAGCAGGCUGCCAGAGAGGCUGGAGAAGAGCAGGAGUCAGAAGAGGGGCUGCAGUCAGUGGAAGGACGGAGUCAUGUAGCUAAACGCAGAACUUCAAGCACAGAAAGAAAGGAGGUGACAGGGAAUUUCACGUGGUACGAGUUUCUUGCCAUUAAAAAUGAUGAGGAAGAGGAGGACAGACCGGAGCGUCCGGAAAAAGGCACCAAAGUCAAGCGGACUCUGAGCUCACUGAGGAGCCGCGUGACCGGAUCCUUCAACAAAGACAAAGGUAAGACCCGAGACAAAGAGCAGCAGAAAGAGAAAAGCAGAGAGAGAGAGAAAUACAACGAGAAGGAGAAAGAGUUGCGCGAGCGUGUGAAAGUGCGGCGGCGCAGCGUGAGCGGCCACCAGCUCGUACCUGGCUCGUUCUCCACCUGGGCGACAUGUUCACUGUGCAGCAAGACCCUGCAGAGGAAGCAUGGCCUGCAGUGUUUAAACUGCGCCGUCAAUGUCCACAAGAGCUGCAAGAACCUGCUGCCCGAGUGCAGCAGCAAAAACAAGACAAAAGACUUGGCGCAGAAGACAUCAAACGCUGCGGCUCAGUCGCAUAGUCAAGCUCUGAGGGACCCCUGCUCUGCCCUGACCCCUGUCGAUGGCUCGUUCCGGACGUCUCGCUGUGCUUCAGGUAUGACCGUUCCACCCAAAGGACACAACGCCCAACCUGCCGCCUCCAGCAACCCUACGGUCAGCCACAACAACAGCAGCGGCUCUAUCACAGGAGAGAUGGAUGAGGUUGACGCAUUCAGGAUGAAGCGCCCCACUGACGACACCGUAUCUCUCGCCUCCACCACACCGGAGUCUCUCAUCAUUGAAGAUGCGUAUUACGCCACAGUACGAGGGGAACUGGAAGCCAUCGCGCAAGAUUUCGAGGUGGAGUCCUGGAGUCUGGCUGUGGAUCAGCACUUCUUGAAGAAACAUUCGAAGGAAAUGAUCAAGAGACAGGAUGUUAUAUACGAGCUCAUCCAGACGGAGAUACACCACGUGCGGACACUCAAGAUCAUGCUCCGCGUUUACGCUCGAGACCUGCGGGAGGCACUACAGCUGGAUGACAGGAAGCUGGACUGUCUGUUUCCCCGGCUGGACAGCCUGCUGGAGCUGCACAGCCUCUUCCUGUCCCGCCUCCGGGAGCGUCGCGCAGAAUCCCUGCAGCCGGGCAGCGAUCGCAACUAUGCCAUCCAUAAACUCUCAGAUAUCCUUAUAUCCCAGUUUUCCGGAGAGCUUGGAGAGCGAAUGAAGGAAAGUUAUGGGGAUUUCUGCAGUCGGCACACUGAAGCGGUCAACUACUACAAAGAGCAACUGCAGAGCAACAAGAAGUUCCAGAACCUCAUGAGAAAAAUCAGCAAUCUGCCAAUAGUGCGGCGGUUAGGCGUUCCAGAGUGUAUCUUGCUGGUGACGCAGCGAAUCACAAAGUAUCCUGUUCUUCUGGAGCGCAUCCUGCACAACACAGAAGCCGGGACAGAGGAACAUGAAGGAUUAGCACAGGCUCUCACUCUAAUCAAAGACGUCAUUGUUCAGGUGGAUGCCCAGGUCAGUCUCUAUGAGAAGGAAGCACGGCUCAGGGACAUCGGCUCCAAGGUGGAGCCCAAGUCCCUUGGGAAAAUCAAAGAUGGACGCGUUUUCCGGAAGGAGGACCUUUCUCAGGGGCGCCGCAAGCUCUUGUAUGAGGGCAUGGUCAACUGGAAAGCUGCAUCUGGUCGACUUAAAGAUAUUCUAGCUCUCCUUCUUACUGAUGUUAUCAUCUUGUUGCAAGAAAAGGACCAGAGAUACGUGUUCUCCACUGUGGACAACAAGCCAUCCGUUAUUUCACUGCAGAAGUUGAUCGUCCGUGAGGUGGCGCACGAGGAACGGGCCAUGUUCCUCAUCUGUGCCUCGUCAAACGAACCUGAGAUGUACGAAAUCCACACGGCCUCAAAAGAAGAUCGCAACACGUGGAUCACCCACAUCCGUCAGGCAGUGGAGAGCUGUCCACAUAUAGAAGAGAGAUUGUUUAGCGAGGAAGAGGAAGCCAGAGUCGCCCGGUUCCGAGAGUUUCAAGAUCGCCUGACGUUGAAGGACACUCAGAUUGUCCAGAGCCUCACAGAGAAGCUGCAGUUGUUUGCAGAGCUGGCUGAAUCUGUGGCCGGUUUAGAGGACGCCAGCUCUCGCUCCCGUCUGCUGCUGCGGGGCGAUGCCGUGGAACUCCAGCAGGGGGAGCAGCUGCUCAAAGGAGCCAUUACUGAAGUGGAGAACCUGCAGAACCUCCUUGCAUCUGGAGCUCGGGAAGCAUCUCCACAGACUGAGGGGAACCAGAGUCCGUCCUUGAGUUUGCUGCCACGCAGAGCGGACACCUUCGGCGGCUAUGAUAGCAUUCCUAGCAUACUGCCUAAGAACGGCAGUAUUAAGAAGAAGGUUGCCGGAGCGGCCGGCAGGUCCAGGGACAGGAGUCAACGGGCCAGCUCUGAUCCGCAGCUCAAAGAGGUGUACGCAUGUCAGGACCGGGAUGAGCUGGACGAGGCCUGUUCACCUGGCUUGCGCAAAAUGUGGUCCACCUGUAAAUUUCCAGAGUCAGAGUUCUAUGAGCGAGUGCUGCUGCUGUCCCAGAGGCUGUACAGUUUACAGGCCAUAAUCUCUCAGCAGGACAGCCACAUCGAGCUCCAGCGGGCCUCUCUCCUCACCGCCGAGCGGGACCGUCCCGGCAGCCGGAACCGUGGCACAGACGUGCUUCUGGAGCAGGAGAAGCAGCGCAACCUGGAGAAGCACCGCGAGGAGCUUGCCAACUUCCAACGGCUACAGAGCCAGCAUCGGCAGGAGCAGGCGCGCUGGGAACGGGAGCGGGAGAAGCAGCGGCGGCAGGCGGAGGCGGCCGAGCAGCGGCUGAAGGAGUGGGAGGAGGAGUGUCGGCGACUGGAGCUGCGUUUGUCCGAGGAGAGGCAGGAACUCGAGAGGCAGAGGCAGACGUAUCAGCAAGACCUGGAGAGGCUGAGAGAGUCCACACGUGUCGUUGAGAAAGAGAAAGAGCGAUUGGAGCAACAGAGGAAGUUGAAGAAGCACAACACGGUGCCAAAUACGACAGCGCUGUAUGCACAGGAAGUUGGACAGCUUUCCAGUUCCUCCAGCUUCAAUGGUGAGCUGCUGCUCAGCGGAGCUGGGGACCAGACACUUCCUCAAAAGUCGCACCUGCGGGCCUCUCUCUCCGCAUCCCCCGCCGACUACCCGGAGCGUCCCGAAGUCCAUUCGCGCCGCGAGAGCUCCUGCAGCACCCUACCGGCCAAGACAGAGGUUCCCAUCCAUCUCAUCAGCACCACAAACCAGCUGCACAAGCAGGGCAGCGUCCAGCAGCAGAUACCGACCAAACUCGCCGCCCUCAGCAAAGGCAAGGAGAAGAGCGGGAAGGGCAAGAGUUCGCACCGCACCGACAGUUGGGCUUCUGUUGACAUGAAGCAGAUGCUGCCCAUCAAGCUGUCAUCGAGGGAUUCGGACGGAGGUCACAAAGCACGCCGGCCCAUCAGCCCCCACCAACCUCAACAUUCGCACUCAGACAGAUCUCUUCCCUACAAUCUGGGCAAAGGAAUGCAGUCUGGAGUCUCAGUGCCAUUCGUUGGCAUUUCCACUAAAAACACCUGCCCGGGAAUGAAAGGAAUGAGGUUUCUGAAGCGGCUGGAAAUCGCUGUGGUUAAAAUCGACUGGGGCCGCGGUGAGCUGGGACGGGAUCCGUUUGCCAUGGUUACCCACCCGACUGACCUAAGGCUUGGUUUCCAGCGCGAGGUCCAUGUGAAUGAAGGAGGAAAAGCGUCUCCCCUCCCCCAGCAUUCCCAGGCCUCGUGGGGGGGAAACAUCGGCUGCAUUCCAGAGAACGCCGGAAGAUCUGAGGACGGAAAAACAGGGAACGAGUUACACAUGUUGAACUCCACAUGGUUCACCUACAAUCCUUCACAUUAG
This is a messenger RNA of Sinocyclocheilus rhinocerous, 4855 nucleotides long. RefSeq names its product rho/rac guanine nucleotide exchange factor (GEF) 18b (gene arhgef18b). The transcript is spliced from 33 exons. Gene Ontology annotation, molecular function: guanyl-nucleotide exchange factor activity. The coding region runs from base 470 to 4855 and encodes 1461 amino acids. NCBI's taxonomy places the organism in Eukaryota, Metazoa, Chordata, Actinopteri, Cypriniformes, Cyprinidae. The record is from RefSeq and is a predicted model, not a curated record. Gene Ontology annotation, biological process: small GTPase-mediated signal transduction.